AUAGACAUGGGAAAGGGGGAAAUUCCUAACAGCCCGCCUCAAUGGAGUUUUCAACUCUUUUUGAAAAUUCAUUCAAUAGGGUUUCAAAUUUAACCAUUUUUCUUCACUGAAUUUCAAUUUCAACAACUCUUCUUCUCAAUUUCUUCGUAUAUUCUAGAAUCUUCUAUCACCAAUUUUUACCCUAAUUCAGAAGCUUCGAGAAUAAGCUAUGGUUAGAAUUGCAAAACGCGAACCAGUGAAUGGCGCUAGCAGUAGCAACAACAACAACAACGGUUCAGUGGAUGAAGAAACUAUAAUAGGGCGAAGAGUUCUUCGCUCUCAUUAUCUCAAUUUUAAGUCUCGGAUUUCUGAUGAGAGGGAUAAUAUAUCAACAGCUGAUUCAGAUAGAUUUAAAUCAAUAAUUGAGGAAGUUGAAAGGCUACAUCAGCAAGUACAAAAACCUAGGGAACAGGUUGCUGAUGCUGAGGCCUUGCUGGACAUCACAAACACGUUGGUGACAACUGUAAAAGCACAUAGUAAUGGAGGAGUGACCCCUUCAGAUUUUGUUAGUUGCUUACUUAGGGACUUUGGCCAAGAAGGUGGAUCUAGUAGCAGGACAGAAGAGGAUGGAAGCUCUAUACACUGGAAAGAUGUUGGUCGUGCAGUCUCUCAUGUUUUCAGGGUUGCUCCUGGAUGCUGCACUAUGAUUGGACCUAUGAACACUGAAAUUAAGCAACGCAAUCCUGUGGUUCGUAAAAAGCGUGUGAUACCAACAGAAAGUGAACGCCCCGAGGAGCUAGAUGAAACUGUUGAAGACAAGACAGAGACCGACAAGAAUAUGGCUACAAUGUUCCAAAUUCUAAGAAGGCAUAAGUGUGUCAAGCUUGAAAACUUGAUCUUGAACAGAAGAUCCUUUGCACAAACAGUUGAAAAUUUGUUUGCCCUAUCAUUUCUAAUUAAAGAUGGUCGGGCUGACAUAACUGUUGAUGACAAACGCUGUCAUAGGGUUUCACCAAGGAAUGCUCCUGCAUCUAAUGCAGUCCUUUCUGGGCAGGUUUCUUAUAACCACUUUGUCUUUAGAUUUGACUUCCAGGAUUGGAAGCUUAUGUUGGCUUCUGUUCAUGUUGGUGAUGAAUUAAUGCCACACCGAAAUGAAGUGGAUAUACCAGCCAAUUCUCAACCGGCAUCAAACGAUGUAGAUAAUGAACAAGCUGUCUCAACAACACCGAUAAGGAAGUUAUCUAGGAAUCGUGGUCUGGUUUUGCAAGAGCAGACUGUAGUUGAAGACUCCCCAGAAACUGACAAUUCUGCAAGAGCUGCUGCCAUUAGGAAAGGAAAGCGAAAGCUCACACAGGACUAGCUGCAGCUUGUCCACUUUGAGAUGAUGCAGGGUGUUCCAUAGUUAUUUGUUAACUAUUUAGGAGAUUGUUUACUGCCAUCAGAUUUUAUUUCCCCUCGCCCUUUUGGCCAAUAUCUCUUUGGUUAAUAGACGUAGAGGUACCAAACGGACAUUGUUGUCAUUUGAAUUGUUUUCCUUUCUUGUAACAUAGUGGGGAAGGGGACUUGGGAAUUCGAAUGUUGGGAAACCCCACAAGUGAGCUUUAUGCUUACUGUAAAAUGUUCUCUUUGUAGUAAUGGUGACACGGGGCUGGUAGUAAUAAUUUAGUGUUUGUUUCCAAA
Molecule: messenger RNA, 1659 nt
Organism: Lycium ferocissimum
Lineage: Eukaryota; Viridiplantae; Streptophyta; Magnoliopsida; Solanales; Solanaceae
Product: non-structural maintenance of chromosomes element 4 homolog A
Exons: 7
Coding region: 209-1339 (376 amino acids)
Biological process (GO): DNA repair
Cellular component (GO): Smc5-Smc6 complex; nucleus
Source: RefSeq, a predicted model, not a curated record